Messenger RNA from Pelobates cultripes (western spadefoot toad), 223 nucleotides. The record is from the annotation of a GenBank genome assembly. NCBI's taxonomy places the organism in Eukaryota, Metazoa, Chordata, Amphibia, Anura, Pelobatidae.
AUGGCGCAACAGAAAACUAAGAAGAGCACUAACAAGGCUGAAAAACUAAAUUUCUUCGGAAAUAAAGCCCAAACGAAACAAAAUACACAACGGGCCCUCAUGCAAGAUGGCGACGCAUGCCGCGAAGACCUAGAUACUCCCGCGCUCACAGAAUCUGACCCAGACAGAAUCACAAAGAGCUACCUACAAACAGCGCUGGAUAUGCUAUCACAAAAGCUAAUCA